UUUAUAUGAAUUUUUUUAUAUUAUUAUUAUUACUGCAGUGGUAUUAUUUUACUCGGUUUUCACUUUUCAAGAAUUAUUACAGAAAAAGCCCCAUCUUACAAUUUUCCCUUCUCGCGUAAUUAACCAAACCACUCGAUCAAAACCCACAUAUCUUUCAGACAUUUCGUCGAUCAUGUUGCGACCAUGACAACCAAUGCACCCAUUCUUCUUAACUUCCCUUCCCGGGUAAGUUAGCCGUUACUUUCCCUCCCAAUUUAAAUUUUCAAAGAACAACAAUAGAACCUCCUAAAUAGCACCCUUUGCACAGUACUUCACUCAUCCUUUUCUUUGUAAGGAAGAAACAAAGCGUAUGAAGAUGAGGCAAGGCCAACUGCCUUUAGGAGAGAGAGAAAGAAUAGCUUUCCGCAUAUCCAAAAAGCUAUUCUCUCUAUUCUCUCUUCCAUUACUGUAUCUCAAUAUAUAUAUAUAUAUACAUGUUUUUACAUAUAUGUACAGCCAUUUACAUUUUUUCAUUGAUUCUUUCCACAACCCAGAAAGAAAUAGUUGAGACCCAUUUGGGGUUUGAAGCUCACCAGUCAUAGUUAUGUCUUUGAGCCCUCCUCGUGUAGGGACCAACGAUGGCAACAGAAUCUACCAGCUCUACUGGUGUUAUCAUUGUCAUCGAACGGUCAGAGUCGCCUCCGAAAACCCAUCUGAUAUCGCGUGUCCUCGCUGCUUUGGCCAGUUUCUAUAUGAGGUUGACAUAGCAACGCCCAGAGCGAUUGUCGAUUUCUCCGAAUUCGAUCCCUCCCCAGAAGCCCGUAUACUAGAAGCACUUUCUCUCAUGUUCGAUCCUCUCAUUGGGCGGCGUGAACCUGAUUCUGAUGGGAGAGGUAAUAGGUCUCCAGAUAUGGGACUUAGAGUGCCUCAGGAACGAAAUCAUGGCUUUGGUGGAAUAGAUCAUAGGAAUUCAGGGACUGGGAAUCGACGCUUUCAUUGGCCGUGGAGACGGAAUCGUGUUUUUGAUGAAAGGGAUGAUUGGGGCCCUGAAAGUGGCAUUCUGGCCCGUCCCCGGACUUGGAUAGUUGUCAGACGUGUCGGACCUCUCCCCGGUGGAUUGGAUUCCCAACCGGAAAAUGUGGUGCCUCCAGGAGUUGAGCCUAGGAAUUACUUUGUCGGGCAAGGCCUACAAGGGCUGAUUGAUCAACUGACUCAAAAUGACAGACCAGGUCCACCCCCAGCCCCUGAUGCUGCCAUCAAUGCUGUGCCAACUGUAAAGAUUAUGCCAUCUCAUUUGGUUGAUGAUUUACAGUGUCCGGUUUGUAAGGAGGAGUUUAAGGUUGGUGGGGAAGCGAGAGAGUUGCCCUGCAACCAUAUAUAUCACUCUGAUUGUAUCGUUCCUUGGUUGAGGCUACACAAUACUUGUCCAGUUUGCAGGCAUGAGCUGCCGGUUCCAUUUAAUAGUGGCGUUCCGGAUGAAGAAUCGUCAACUGAGGAUUCUCGCGGUGGGGCAGAGAGGAACCGGCGGUGCUUGAGGUGGAGACAGUUGACCUCUCUAUGGCCCUUCCGUUCGAGGUAUCGGCCACUUCAUCCCCAUGGUAACCACAUUCCUGAAUCUGGUGGUGCAGGUAACACAUGGUGGCAUUCUUGCUGUAUUCUUUAGCCUUGUUGGUGCCGCUCAUGCUAUAAGCAGUUAUUUCAGUUUAUGAUUUGAAAUGUUUGGUAGGAAUAUAGGUGCAUGAACAAGAAAGGGCAGUGGUGAAAUGAUGCUGAUGUAUUGAUGCUGGAUUAAAUGGCAUAAAUUGGUUCAGCAGGCUCUAAUGAUCUUCAACGUUUCGAGCCUCAUCUCAGUCGCUACACAAAUUUCAGGCAGAAGUUGGUUCCAGAGGUUCUGAUCAUCAACUUUCUACAUUCCUUCAUGGAGGAUUCACAAAGCAUGCUUGAAGUGAUAGUGUAAUAUAAGAUGAGAACGAUAAAUAUGUAUCCAACAUUGUUAUCCAACAUUGCCUGUUGUCACAACCCUUGUUUAUCUCAAAUACAAUUGUAUUAUCCACUUUGAUUCUCUCAAAAAUUGAUAGACC
Molecule: messenger RNA, 2060 nt
Organism: Cornus florida
Lineage: Eukaryota; Viridiplantae; Streptophyta; Magnoliopsida; Cornales; Cornaceae
Product: E3 ubiquitin-protein ligase RZF1
Exons: 3
Coding region: 584-1642 (352 amino acids)
Biological process (GO): protein ubiquitination
Cellular component (GO): cytoplasm
Molecular function (GO): ubiquitin protein ligase activity
Source: RefSeq, a predicted model, not a curated record